CCUUAGAGAGUUCUAUGACAAGAACUUAAAGCAGCUAUUGCACUGGCUAAUGAGUUCUUCUGAGUCAUGAAUAAAAGUUAAGACUUUUAAGUUCAAGAAAAGGGGAGCAAAAACAAAGGCAAGCAAACAACAACCAACCCACCAAUCAUUUUGGCUUAGCUAACCCACUCUCUUCAUUCCCAAGCAAAGUCUUCUGAAGAAUAAGACAGAAACAGCUAUUAAAUUUGUACCAAAACCCACUAGUUUUUAGCCAAUUUGGUCCCCUGUGGUUGCUCACAACUCUCUGCAAAACCAUGGUUCCAAAAAUGCUGGUUCUGUUUCUCAUCAUCUUCCAUGGAUCUCUGACCUUCGCAUCGGAUCCCGAUCCGGUAUUCGACUUCUGCUUGCCGAGCGAGACUCAUUCGCCGUGCAAGAACUCUUCCCUGGCUAAGGUAGAAGACUUCAUUUUCUCUGGCAUAAAGUUCCCUGGAAAGUUUAUUAAUGGAUCUGGCUUUUCAUCCAUAGCUGUUAAUUCGAACGUGUUCCCGGGUCUUAACACGCUCGGAAUGUCUAUGGUUAGAGCGGAUUUUGACGUUGGAGGCGUCAACGUUCCGCAUUUUCAUCCUAGAGCUACUGAAGUGGCUGUUGUUCUUGAAGGAAAGAUAUAUUCUGGGUUUGUGGAUACCAGUAACCGGAUAUUUGCUAAGGUAAUUGAGAAAGGUGAGGUCAUGGUGUUUCCUAGAGGCUUAGUUCACUUCCAAAUGAAUGUUGGAGAAACUCCAGCAACAAUUAUAGGGAGUUUUGACAGCCAAAAUCCUGGACUAAUGAAAAUUCCAGCUGCUGUUUUCGGAUCCGGGAUCAAAGAAGAUCUCCUGGAGAAGGCUUUCGGGUUGAGCCCCGAGGAGCUCGCAAAGCUGAAAAAGAGGCAUGCUUCCCAUUCAUUAGGCUAGAGCUUUAAGGUUGUUGUUUCAGUUAAAUCGACAGCGUCGAAGAAGCUCGGAGAUGUCUUCUUCACAUCAAUGACAUUAUUUAUAUCCAAAAGUUUGGAAUUAUGUUCUCUUUGGCAAUGAUUUACUUUUAUUUAUCUUGUCC
Molecule: messenger RNA, 1071 nt
Organism: Cucurbita moschata (crookneck pumpkin)
Lineage: Eukaryota; Viridiplantae; Streptophyta; Magnoliopsida; Cucurbitales; Cucurbitaceae
Product: germin-like protein subfamily 3 member 2
Exons: 3
Coding region: 294-929 (211 amino acids)
Cellular component (GO): cell wall
Molecular function (GO): manganese ion binding
Source: RefSeq, a predicted model, not a curated record